This is a messenger RNA of Rhodamnia argentea, 727 nucleotides long. RefSeq lists its product as uncharacterized. NCBI's taxonomy places the organism in Eukaryota, Viridiplantae, Streptophyta, Magnoliopsida, Myrtales, Myrtaceae. The record is from RefSeq and is a predicted model, not a curated record. Bases 127 to 459 code for a protein of 110 amino acids. The transcript has a single exon.
UUUAAACCCUCAGCGCCUUCUAACCGAAUCACACGAUUCGCCACUCGUCGUUACUCACCUCCAAAACCCUCGCACAUUCUCUGACCCGCGUCUCCGGACGACCUGCAAGCUCCAAGCAUAUCGAAAAUGGCGUCUUCACUCGCUCUCUGGAGUGUCGCCGCCUCCUCCGGGGCCUUGUACAGGCUGAUUAAUCCGCUCCGCACGGCCUCCGUCGCCCCUAACGUGGCCUUCUACAGGCCGACCAAUCCGCUCCGCGCGGCCUUCGUCGCCCCUAACGUGACUCGGUCCUUCAACACCAGCUCUGAGAUGAGGCUCUCCGACGACGACGAGAGCGACGUCCAAGUCGACGUCGAGCGCAGCUUCGAUAGUCCCCUCCGCUCCUUGGCGUGUGGUUUGUACAAAGGUAUUGUGUCGUCUCUGUCAUUUUCUGAUGUUUACGAUCGCCGUGCGUUGCGAUGAUGGGGUCGUCUGGUGGUUGAUUGUCAUCCUGUUUCCGUUAUCAUGGGUAAGUGGAUGUCGUUUCUCAACCUGCUUAUGACGGUUCUGUUUCGGUUCAUUAGGAAUUUUGCUUCGAUAGCGGGCCAUCUCGCUGUACCGAUGACAUUUUUGCUCUAUCCCGGUAGAAGUUACGAAUGCAAUGAUCAGCAUUUGAGGAAUGCUUGUUUAGAAUGGAUUCUGGCUGCUUCUCUUAGAUAUAUAAUCCUGGUUAAUUAGUGCGUCGGACCUG